CCUAAAAUUAUUGAAAACCUUUCAGGUGCGGAACCCCACCUUUCGAUUUUUCCACCAACCAAUCCACUACAGAAACCAUCCGGAAAACAAGUAUCCCUUUUGUGUACUGUAGAGGAAGCCGGCGAGGACAUCCGUCCUGGGAUGAUUUGGAGCAAAUAUGGUGGACUCGAUCGAACUGGUAAUGUUGAAGUAAAGUCACUUGAUCAUCACACGAUGAGCCUCCUUAUCAGGAACGCUAGCGCUGAAGAUUCUGGUCUCUACACGUGUCAGGCACAACUUGGAAGUCGUCUGCUGUCUCAGACCGUCGAUGUCAACAUUUUUGAGAACUUCACUUUCGCUUCCAAGAAAACAGCAAUUGGACCUGUGGCACUAGGUGGCGCUGCCAACCUUAGCUGUGAGGUUUCACCACCAUCGGUGAAGGUUCACACGGUAUGGACGCGUGAAGGAGUUGCAAUUGAUCAAGGUAUUUAUGGAAACUUAUGCAUACGGAUGUGA
Messenger RNA from Cooperia oncophora, 495 nucleotides. The record is from the annotation of a GenBank genome assembly. Lineage: Eukaryota; Metazoa; Nematoda; Chromadorea; Rhabditida; Trichostrongylidae.